AUGCUUAACUCGUAUAGAUACUUUAGAACGAGUUAUUGUCAUAAGAGAAAUAUAUUAUUAUUCUUAAAUAGAAAGAGAACUUUUCACGAAUAUACAAGAAGGCAAAGAAUAUAUAAAAAUAAUGCUGCCAUGCGAAAGGACAGAAUAAAUAAACAAACAAAUAUACAACUAAGAGAAAAAUUAAAACUCAUUAUUUUUAGUUCUGUGUACUUUUUCACCUGUGACUAUAUUUAUCAUCUGUUUAUAUUAAAUGAUUCUAAAAAGGAAAAAGUAGAAAAUAAGAAAAAAUGCUCAAGUAAUAAUUUCAUUGGGGGAGAUGACAGUAGUACCUUUCUGCAUUAUGUGAAAAGACUAAAUAUAUUUGCAAAGCCAGAAAAAGUGGAAAAAGAAUAUUUACAGGAUGAAAAAGGAAAAGGAAAAAUAAGCAGUGGUAAUAAAAAUGCUUUAAAAUAUGAGCAUAAAAAUGAACUAUCUCCUGUCGAAAAAAAUGAAAUAAAAAUGUGCAACAUUUGCGAAGAUAAUUGUUCGUAUGAAAUAAAAAUAAAUCGUAUAAAUAGCUUAGAUUAUAAAAAUCAAAAGGAUGAAAUGAAGGAAAGUAAUUCAGGGAAAGAAACACUAACUAAAAAAAAGCAAACAUUUGGAUAUGACUACAGCGGAGGGGGGAACAAAAACACCCUGACCGGACAGGAAAACAAUAUUAAAGACAUAAUUGCAAAUAAUUUUUAUAGAAAUGACAUUUUCAAUGGAUGCAAUUUGUUUUUAUUUGUGAACGGAGUAGUAUUUUUGAGUUGGAGGUUAAGUGAAAUUGCUCGAAAUAAGAAAUUCUUUCAUUUCAUGUGCAGACAUUUUAUUUGCUCUUAUGAAAAUAUCAAAAAAAAGUAUUACCAUACAAUUUUUACAGCUAGUAUCAGUCAUAUAACUGUUCCUCAUUUUUUAUUUAAUAUGUGGGCAUUCCACACUAUUACUAACACCUUAUUAUGUCCAGAAAUUAAAGAAAAUAAAAAAAAUUAUUAUAUAUUCUUUAAUUAUAAAUCAAAUGUUUUAGAGAAAAAAAUAAAUGAUAAAGAUAUAAUUAAUGUUUGUUUAUUAUCAGCAAUAAUUUCAACUAUUCCUUAUAUUCUUCUUCAUAAAAGGAAUCAAAUAUUAGGUGCAUCGGGAUCUAUCAUGGGUCUUAUAUACCUUCUAUCAACAGUUAAGCCAAAUGAAAUUUUUGUAUCCAUAUUUCCACUUCCAUAUUUAAAGAUGACAGCUUUGCAAUUAUGUCAUAUGUCAAUUUUAACAAAUUUCCUUUUUUUGUUUUUUAAAAGAAAUAAUUUUGGUAUUGCUUGGUCAGCCCAUUUAUUUGGUAUGUUAGGAGGAGUAAUUUACAAUUUAUAUCAAAGAAAAACAAAAAACAACUUCAAUUAUUACCCCUUCAUACAUUUGUCAAUCAAAAAUGGAUAUAUAGAUUACCUCAACUCGUACUUAGAUUUAGUAGAUAUGUUAACAUGUUUGCAACUACAAACGAAGUUAUUCUUUUCCUUAGACCCUCGUGCUAUGCAAAACAUAAAGAAAAAAAUGUACUCAAUAAAAAUGAAGCAAUCUCAGAGAAGGUUAAAAUUUCAUAUGUUGAAAGUAAAAAAUUUGGAAGCCAUGUCUAGGUAG
This is a messenger RNA of Plasmodium malariae, 1644 nucleotides long. RefSeq names its product rhomboid protease ROM6, putative (gene ROM6). Gene Ontology annotation, cellular component: membrane. The record is from RefSeq and is a predicted model, not a curated record. Gene Ontology annotation, molecular function: serine-type endopeptidase activity. The transcript has a single exon. The coding region runs from base 1 to 1644 and encodes 547 amino acids. Lineage: Eukaryota; Apicomplexa; Aconoidasida; Haemosporida; Plasmodiidae.